AUGGCAGCCCUGGAGGAGGAAUUCACGUUGUUUGGGGUUCCUUUGGGCGCCGGGCCUGACGGGCUCCUAGGCGUGGAACAGAGCGACAAAACAGACCAGUUUCUGGUGACAGACAGUGCCAGGACCGUCAUCCUCUAUAAGGUUUCGGAUCAGAAACCCUUGGGGAGCUGGUCGGUGAAGCAAGGUCAAAUUAUAACAUGUCCAGCUGUGUGCAACUUUCAAACUGGAGAGUAUGUUAUAGUCCAUGAUCACAAGGUCUUGAGAAUAUGGAGCAAUGAAGAUGUAAACUUGGAUAAAGUAUUUAAGGCUACAUUGUCAGCUGAGGUGUACAGGAUACUUUCAGUACAAGGGACAGAACCUCUAGUGCUGUUCAAGAAAGGUGCAGUCCGUGGUCUGGAGGCCUUGCUUGCAGAACCGCAGCAGAAGAUCGAAACUGUGAUCUCUGAUGAAGAAAUCAUUAGGUGGACAAAGUUUUCCCUGCUAUUUAAGCAUCCUGUUUUAAUUUUUAUUACUGAAAAACAUGGAAAUUAUUUUGCUUAUUUACAAACAUUUAACACACGAAUCUUAAGCAAAUAUACACUCUUACCUGGACUAGAAGAGAAAUCUGUCAUACAGAAUUUCACAGCAUCUGUACAGCGGAAGUUCAUAACUUUGAUGUCUUUAAGUUCUGAUGGAAGCAUAUAUGAAACCCUGAUACCAACACAUCCAGGUGAUCCUGAAAAGAAUCAGGUUGUAGUCAGGUCAUUGUUGCUCAAGGCGGUCGUGUCUGGUGAUGCUGGAAAUGGUGCGACGCUCCACAUCCUGGAUCGAGAUCACGUAGCAGUCCUGGGAACUCCGCAGUCAGCUUCUAAGGACCACCUCUCCAUAUGGAACAUCAAAUUUCAAACACUGCAAGCUUCCAAAGAGUUACCACAAGGUACCAGUGGUCAGCUCUGGUAUUAUGGGGAAAACCUCUUUAUGUUACAUGGGAAAUGUUUGACGGUGGUCCCAUACAAGUGUGAAGUGUCAUCACUGGCCGGUGCACUUGGAAAACUCAGGCACAGUUGUGAUCCAGACACUCAUGCUGCACCCCAUUUUGUAAACUGGGAGACAGCCCACGAAGAUGAAUCACAGAACUCAGAACAGUCAAGGAAAAAUUUAAGAAGAAAAGAUGAAGCGAGUUUACAGCCAGCAGUUUCAGCAUCCAGACAACUUCUAUUAACGAUAAAGAAUGAUACAGAAAAGCACAUUGAAGUAGAACUGCGUAAAUUUUUGGCUGUUAAGCAGACGCCUGACUUUCAUGCUAUUAUUGGCGACAUAGUGAGAGGACUUCUGGACAGAUGUAAAGCCGAAACAUCAUUCUACCCCCGAAACUGUCUGAUGCAGCUUAUCCAAACACAAGUGCUUUCCUACAGCUUGUGCCCGGCCUUAAUGGAAGUUGCCUUGGAAAAGUCAGAUGUGCAGAUCUUACAGAUCUGUCUGCGGCAAUUCCCCGACAUUCCCGAGGCCGUCACCUGCGCCUGCUUAAAAGUCUUUUUAAGCAUUGGUGACGACAAGCUUCAAGAAGCAGAUAUCAACACAGAGUCGGUUUUUGACUUAGAUGAUGCUGUUCAGGAGGAGAAAAUGGAAGAGCAAACAGAAGUUGUUGAAAACGGCUUUAAUCUUGAAGAAGACAGUUGCAGUAACUGUGACAAAGAGUUAAAAGAGAAACCUCAAAGCGUGACACAGGAGACCUCGUCAAGCCCUGUGACACCAAAAAGAGCAGCGCUACUAAAUGCAGUUCUUCAUUCAGCGUACAGUGAAGCAUUCCUUGUGGCUCACUUGAAAGAUAUUCCAGCACAACAUAUCACACUAUUUCUCCAGUACUUGUAUUAUCUUUAUCAGAAAUGUAGUGAAAAUGCAGCUAUGACUCUUCCUGGAACACAUCCUCCAACCCUGGACCAGAUUAUGGAUUGGAUAUGCUUACUUCUCGAUGCUAAUUUCACUGUUGUGGUAAUGCUACCAGAAGCAAAAAGGCUGCUGAUAAGCCUUUACAAUUUUGUGAAAGCCCAGAUAAACGUUUAUUCUGAACUCAACAAGAUUGACGUGAGUUUCCGGGAGCUACAGAAAUUAAAUCAAGAAAAGACUAAUACAGGAUUAUAUUCAAUUGAAGUACUGGAGCUCUUCUGA
Messenger RNA from Elephantulus edwardii (Cape elephant shrew), 2148 nucleotides. RefSeq names its product nucleolar protein 11 (gene NOL11). Gene Ontology annotation, molecular function: protein binding; RNA binding. Bases 1 to 2148 code for a protein of 715 amino acids. The record is from RefSeq and is a predicted model, not a curated record. Gene Ontology annotation, cellular component: nucleus; nucleolus. The transcript has 18 exons. Lineage: Eukaryota; Metazoa; Chordata; Mammalia; Macroscelidea; Macroscelididae. Gene Ontology annotation, biological process: maturation of SSU-rRNA.